AUGAGCCAGACCAAUCAGACCUGGGUUACAGAAUUUCUUCUUUUAGGUCUCUCUGAUGACCCUCAGACUCAACUGCUGCUCUUUGUAUUGUUCCUGGUGGUCUACUUGGUUACUGUUUUUGGAAAUCUGCUCCUCAUCUCCCUGGUUCUGACUGACUCACAGCUUCAUACACCCAUGUACUUUUUCCUGUGCAACUUGUCUACAGCUGAUCUCUUUUUUUCUACCACUAUUGUUCCCCAAGCCUUGUUCAACUUGCUGUCCAGGAAGAAGGACAUUUCCUUCAUAGGGUGUGCAGCUCAGCUUCUUCUCUUCCUCCUUUUUGGGUGUACUGAGUGUGCACUGCUAGCUGUGAUGUCCUAUGACAGGUAUUUGGCAGUCUGUGAUCCCAUGCACUAUCCUCUCAUCAUGACGGGGAGGGUGUGUGGCCACCUGGCCUUGGGGUGCUGGGCUAGUGGUAUUCUAGUGUCCUUGGUGGAUACAACAUUUACACUAAGGCUUCCUUAUCAAGGAGACAAUAGGAUUGCUCAUUUCUUUUGUGAACCCCCAGCAAUCCUGGCCUUGGCGUCUGCAGACAUUCACAGUGCAGAAACAGCCAUUUUCCUUAUGGGUGUAUUGAUCCUCCUUGCACCUGUAUCCCUGAUCCUGGUGUCCUAUGGCUCUAUAAUAGUGACUGUGGUCAGGAUGAAGACAACCUCAGGGAGACUUAAGGCAUUCUCUACUUGUGGCUCCCACCUUCUUGUAGUCACUCUUUUUUAUGGGUCAGGAAUAAUUUCAUACAUGACACCCAAAUCUGCUAAGUUGCUGGGGAAGCUGGUGUCAAUGUUUUAUUCAGUGAUAACACCCAUGCUUAACCCUCUCAUUUACAGCCUGAAGAACAAAGACGUGAAGAAAGCACUCAGGAAUGUAGCCAUUAAGAGACUAUUCUGCAAACUCUGA
This is a messenger RNA of Vombatus ursinus (common wombat), 936 nucleotides long. Its product is annotated as olfactory receptor 2D2-like. Gene Ontology annotation, biological process: G protein-coupled receptor signaling pathway. Bases 1 to 936 code for a protein of 311 amino acids. Gene Ontology annotation, molecular function: olfactory receptor activity; G protein-coupled receptor activity. The record is from RefSeq and is a predicted model, not a curated record. Gene Ontology annotation, cellular component: membrane. The transcript has a single exon. NCBI's taxonomy places the organism in Eukaryota, Metazoa, Chordata, Mammalia, Diprotodontia, Vombatidae.